CCCGGGGAGAGUAGACAGGAGGGCAUCUCACAGGAGGAAGGCAGAUGAAGUUUAAAAGCAGGAGCCCAGCAGGCCAGGCCCAGAGUGGGACCCACGGGCUCUGUGUCCCUUCUCCCUGAGAGCGGUUGGGGUCCCUGCCCUGGCCACUGCCCCGGGCUCUGGAGAGGGCACUAGACGGAGCUAGGUGGGAGGCCCAACUUCCAGGGUUCUGGACUCUGCCCAGGAACCGGCACUGAAAAGAGAAGACGGGCCGAAGUGCAAGCAGGUCAAAGUCAUCUUGUCCCCGUGGAAAUACACGCUCCUGUCCAGGCACGAAAGUAACUCGUUCACCACAAAUACAAGGUCUGACACAUGGAAGACAAGACACCAAAACCAGGAGAGUCCAUCUCGCUCACAUCUGUGGCUAAUGGUCUGGAGAACAUGGGGGCUGAGUUCUUGGAAAGCCUGGAGGAAGGCCGGACCCCUGGCGACGUCUUAAGUCCUGCAGAGGAUGGGGACAGCUGGACGGAGGCCCGCCCGGAGCCCUUCUCAGGCUGGAGGAGCCUGUCGCCAGCCCUGAGGGCCCGACGCUUCUGCAGGGAGCACGCGCCGCUCUGUCGAUGGAUCUGCACCGGCCUGCUCUGUGCUGCGUUUGCUGCCUUCCUGCUGAUUGCCAGCCUCCUGGAUUUCCAGAGGGCCCUGGCACUGUUCGUCCUCACCUGUGUGGGGCUCACUGUCCUCGCCCACAGCCUGCUGAAGAGACUGCUGGGGCCCCCACUGCGGAGGUGUGUGGAGCCUCUGGGACGUGACCGCCUGGGCCUCUGGUUUGAGAGGGGUCUGGCCCUCACUGCUUGCCUGGGCUUGGUGUUGUGGCUGGUUCUGGACACUUCCCAGCGACCUGAGCAGCUAGUGUCCUUUGCAGGAAUCUGCGUGUUCGUCAGCCUUCUCUUUGCCUGCUCCAAGCAUCACCGCGCAGUGUCCUGGAGGGCUGUGUCCUGGGGCCUUGGGCUGCAGUUUGCACUCGGACUCUUCGUCAUCAGAACGGAACCGGGAUUUAUCGCAUUCCGGUGGAUGGGCAACCAGAUCCAGAUCUUCCUGAGCUACACGGACGUCGGCUCCAGCUUCGUGUUUGGGGAGGCGAUGGUCAGGGGUGUCUUUGCCUUUCAGGUUCUGCCCAUUGUCAUCUUCUUCAGCUGUGUCAUGUCCAUGCUCUACCACGUGGGCCUUAUGCAGUGGGUGAUCCAGAAGAUCAGCUGGCUGAUGCAGGCCACCAUGGGCACCACGGCCACGGAGACCCUGAGUGUGGCUGGAAACAUCUUUGUAAGCCAGACCGAGGCUCCUCUGCUCAUCCGGCCCUACCUGGCCGACAUGACCCUCUCUGAGAUCCACGCGGUCAUGACCGGAGGCUACGCCACCAUUGCCGGCAGCCUGCUGGGCGCCUACAUCUCUUUUGGGAUCGAUGCGGCCUCCCUGAUUGCUGCCUCCGUGAUGGCCGCCCCUUGUGCCUUGGCCCUCUCCAAGCUGGUCUACCCGGAGGUGGAGGAGUCCAAGUUUAAGGGCACGGAAGGGGUGAAACUGACUGCAGGAGAUGCUCAGAACCUCUUGGAAGCCGCCAGCAGCGGGGCCGCCGUCUCCGUGAAGCUGGUUGGGAACAUCGGAGCUAACCUGAUUGCCUUCCUGGCGUUGUUGGCCUUCGUCAACGCGGCCCUCUCCUGGCUGGGAGCCAUGGUGGGUGCCCAGGAGCUCAGCUUCCAGCUCAUCUGCUCCUACGCCCUGAGGCCCGUGGCCUUCUUGAUGGGCGUGGCCUGGGAGGACUGCCCGGUGGUGGCAGAGCUGCUGGGGACCAAGCUGUUCCUGAACGAGUUCGUGGCCUACCAGGAACUGGCCCAGUACAAGCAGCGCCGCCUCGCGGGAGCAGAGGAGUGGGUCGGCACCAAGAAGCAGUGGAUCUCCGUCAGAGCAGAAAUCCUCACGACCUUCGCCCUCUGUGGAUUUGCCAACUUCAGUUCCAUUGGGAUCAUGCUGGGAGGCCUGACCUCCAUGGCUCCCCAGCGGAAGAGCGACUUCUCCCAGAUAGUACUCCGGGCGCUCUGCACGGGGACCUGUGUGUCCCUGGUGAAUGCCUGCGUGGCAGGGAUCCUCUAUGUGCCCCGGGGGGCGGCCGACUGCAUGACCCUCCUGAACACAACCGUCGGCAGCAGCAGCUUUGAGGUGUACCAGUGCUGCCGUGAGGCCUUCCAGAGCCCCAGCCCAGCGGUCAGCCAAGAGGCCCUGGACGUCUGCUGCCGGUUCUACAACGACACGAUCUGCGUGUAGCGGGGACAGCCUGUUUUUGGCCUCCUGGGGGCUACUCUUCCCCAUGACACGGCUGUCCCCACCUUUCUCUCUCCAGGACCCCCCUGGUGGAGGCCACGGGGCUGAGACUCCCCUGGGUCACAUGGUUGGGAAGGAAGGAUGGGGUGAACGGGCUGGGACUGGAUGGUGUGGACAUAGUGAUGGCUGCCCCCGGUCUUUGCCCCCUUCCUGCUCCCUCCCGAAAUGCGAGUUCUCAGGGUCACCUCUGCCUCCUCUUCUCUCCCCUCCAUAUGCAAACAGCACCCUGGUAGUCUCUGUCUCCCCACUGUGCGUCUCUCCCAUGCACCCUUCCCUCCAGGUAUGGGGUCCGUCACCCUGAGCUUUGCACCCUCCCUCCUCUCACACUGGAAUCUUCUGUGGCUUGCCCGGGCAGAUGGGUUCUCCUGGGAACCCCUUCCUUUCUUUCAGAGGCUCCCCUGCUGCCUUUGCCCUAAGCAUUCCCAAACUGGUGUCCGUGGAACACUGCCCCAUGAGGUGUUCAGAAGGUUCCAUGACACACCAGGCUUGGAAAACACCGGGCUAAAUAAAGCUAGAUGGGUUUUUCUUUA
This is a messenger RNA of Mustela lutreola (European mink), 2882 nucleotides long. It is a transcript of the gene SLC28A1, whose product is annotated as solute carrier family 28 member 1. Gene Ontology annotation, biological process: pyrimidine nucleobase transport; nucleoside transmembrane transport; cytidine transport. The record is from RefSeq and is a predicted model, not a curated record. NCBI's taxonomy places the organism in Eukaryota, Metazoa, Chordata, Mammalia, Carnivora, Mustelidae. The transcript has 18 exons. The coding region runs from base 352 to 2295 and encodes 647 amino acids. Gene Ontology annotation, molecular function: pyrimidine- and adenosine-specific:sodium symporter activity. Gene Ontology annotation, cellular component: membrane.